Messenger RNA from Coccidioides posadasii C735 delta SOWgp, 822 nucleotides. RefSeq lists its product as uncharacterized. The record is from RefSeq and is a predicted model, not a curated record. Lineage: Eukaryota; Fungi; Ascomycota; Eurotiomycetes; Onygenales; Onygenaceae.
AUGCUCUACACGAAAACCAUCAACGGACAGCAAUUGUCAUUUAUCGACUAUGGCAUUCCUAGCGAGCGACCAGCCAUUGUCGUCUUCUCGGGCUGGUGCCAGGACCAUCGAGGCUGGGAAGAGCUUCUCCCGUAUCUGAUUUACGAGUAUCGGGUGGUUUGUUUGAAUUGGAGAGGGCAUGGGCCCAACCGAGAUCGUGUGGAAGACUUCGGCGUGGAGGAACAAGUAAAGGAUUAUUUGGCUCUGCUUGAAGAACUCGAAGUGGGAAAGUUCGUUGCUAUCUCUCAUUCCCACGGGGGCUGGGCUGCGAUGCAAGUUGCCCAGACGUUGGGCAAAGAACGAGUCCCAGCGGUACUGCUUCUCGAUCUUAUUAUGACAGAAGCUCCUCCGGAGUUUGUCAACACAUUAAAAGCCAUUCAAAAUAAGGAAACAUGGCGAGCGGCGCUGUUCGGUCUCAUUGCUGCUUGGGAAGCAAACACCUCUAAUCAUAAAUGGCGCGAAUCAAGAAUCAAGAAUGCCGGCGGACAUGGAUUCGAUAUGUGGGCCCGAGGUUGCCGAGAGGUCGAGAGAGCAUAUGCGACUUGGGGCAGUCCGAUGAAGCGCAUGGAGGCGAUGCCGGACCCUCCACUUCUUCGACAUGUGUUCAGCCACCCCAAACAACCUGGUUAUGUGGAAUUACAUGAACAAUUUCAGGGAAAGCAUGCCGAAUGGUUCUCCUUUGUCAAACUCAGUGGCGAAACCCAUUUUCCUGCCAUUGAAUUGCCGGAAUCAGUGAGCAUGACACUGAAGGAUCUUGUCGGGAGAGUGUCUGCUCAGGAAUGA